Messenger RNA from Desarmillaria tabescens, 856 nucleotides. RefSeq lists its product as uncharacterized. NCBI's taxonomy places the organism in Eukaryota, Fungi, Basidiomycota, Agaricomycetes, Agaricales, Physalacriaceae. The record is from RefSeq and is a predicted model, not a curated record. The coding region runs from base 162 to 698 and encodes 178 amino acids. The transcript has a single exon.
UGACCGAGCUCGAGACGCGUAUCGCGGAGGUGCAGGCAAAGCUGGAUGUCCUAUUGCAAGAGCGAGAUAGACUGGUUUGGAACAUGCGGCGUUGCACCGAUGUCUUGAAUCCCGUUCGUCGUCUGCCUUCUGAUGUGCUAUGCGAGAUAUUUGCAUAGAGCAUGACUGGUCUCGAGAAUUCAUAUUCUGUUUAUUCAUGCACAUGGAAGAACACAAGGUCUUGGAAGAUUUCCACCCCGUGUCAAUGGAAACUUGGCAUGGUUUCUCAGAACUGGAGACAUACGGCGCUGACCUACCCACGAAUGUGGUCCGUGAUCGACCUCAGUUUUUCGCCAUCCGUAAGCAGAGGGAAAACCAAAGUGGAUGAUCAGCCACCUUUGGGGGCUGCACAGCUACUCGCCAUGCAUAUCUACCGUUCUGCCAAUCAUCCGCUCCGAGUGAGGCUUCGCGGUCAGAUUCCACAGACAUUCCUGCUCAUCUUAAUAUCGGCAUCGUAUCGAUGGGAGCACUUGUGCUUGGACUGGUAUAAUGUCAAAACUGUCGACUCGCCUUUGGAUGCUUUGGUUAGCUUCCAAUACAGCGAUUCUUCAACGAUCUACGAGAAAAUCCCGCUGCUGCGUAAUGUUAGCAGCCUUCGCAGGCUCAUCAUCGAUAAAGUCCAUCCUACUAUACAUCCUGAUCGCAUGAUCAUACCAUAGGGCGCAAAUCAACUCCGUGGUUGUCAAUGGGUCUUUCACAAGCGAAGAUGCUACCACACUCUUCAAGCUCGCCCCCAACCUUGACACCGUAGCAUUCCAGCAUGUCGACAAUUAUCCUCCCGACCUAUUUCACCCUGAUUCCGUACAUUCAAGAUCAC